Molecule: messenger RNA, 778 nt
Organism: Linum tenue
Lineage: Eukaryota; Viridiplantae; Streptophyta; Magnoliopsida; Malpighiales; Linaceae
Source: the annotation of a GenBank genome assembly
CUUCACCAAUCACUCCACACUCCUCCAUUACUACAUUUCCAACUUCUCCGCUCACCUUCAAACAACCCCAAAUGGCGAGCUCUACUGCUUCCUCUGCCUUCGUGGCCGUGAUGCUGGCCUUGACCGUGACUCUGACGACGAUGAGUAGAGGUGCGACGGCGGCAGUGAGCUGUGGGCAGGUGAUCAACGCGCUGUACCCUUGCCUGACCUACGUCCAGUACGGUGGGAACAUCCCUGGGAGCUGCUGCAACGGGAUCGUGGCCCUUAGAAAUGCGGCCACCACCACCCCAGACCGCCAGGCGAUUUGCAGCUGCCUCGUCUCUAAUCUCCGCGGGAUCAACAUCAGCCCUUACAGCCUCCGCCUUGCCACCUCGCUCCCUGCCAGCUGUGGCGUCAACCUGCCCUUCAAGAUCGACCCUUCCAUUGACUGCUCCAGGGGUCAGGUAGACGCAUGGAUCGGAGGAUGGCGGAGCAGGGUAGACGCAUGGAAGAUGGUGUUAUAGUUAUGUGUUUUCUGUUGAUGAAAUAACAGAGAGAGAGAGAGAGAGAGACUUUGGUUGCCAGAAGUUGUCUACUGUCAGUCUUGUGUUUUUAGUGUUGUGUUGCUCUUCCUUACGUACUAUGGUAUCUAGCGUUGUCUAAUAUUAGGAGAUUUGUAAUGGUGUUGCUCUGUUUCGUGCUGUGACUGUCUUGCCCAGUUAAUCUAUGGAAGUUUGGCUCCAAGCUAUGUACGAGUUACUAAUGCUAGAAUCGUAUCAGACAUCAGUUUAGUCUCCAA